This is a messenger RNA of Astyanax mexicanus (Mexican tetra), 5383 nucleotides long. RefSeq names its product NACHT, LRR and PYD domains-containing protein 12-like. The coding region runs from base 36 to 4976 and encodes 1646 amino acids. The transcript has 13 exons. Gene Ontology annotation, molecular function: protein binding. Lineage: Eukaryota; Metazoa; Chordata; Actinopteri; Characiformes; Acestrorhamphidae. The record is from RefSeq and is a predicted model, not a curated record.
AACCCAGCUUUGUGUCUUGGAAGAGUGAUGACUCUAUGAGAAUGCCGCCUAAAUUCAGUAAUGGAUCAGAACCUCCAGAACCCAGCUGUGUGUCUGUGAAGAGUGAUGACUCUAUGAGAAUGCCUCCUAAAUUCAGUAAUGGAGCAGAACCUCCAGAACCCAGCUGUGUGUCUGUGAAGAGUGAUGACUCUAUGAGAAUGCCUCCUAAAUUCAGUAAUGGAGCAGAACCUCCAGAACCCAGCUGUGUGUCUGUGAAGAGUGAUGACUCUAUGAGAAUGCCUCCUAAAUUCAGUAAUGGAGCAGAACCUCCAGAACCCAGCUAUGUGUCUGUGAAGAGUGAUGACUCUAUGAGAAUGCCUCCUAAAUUCAGUAAUGGAGCAGAACCCAGCUGUGUGUCUGUGAAGAGUGAUGAUUCUAUGAGAAUGCCGCCUAAAUUCAGUGAUGGAGCAGAACCUCCAGAACCCAGCUGUGCGUCUAUGAAGAGUGAUGACUCUAUGAGAAUGCCUCCUAAGUUCAGUGAUGGAGCAGAACCUCCAGAACCCAGCUGUGUGUCUUGGAAGAGUGAUGACUCUAUGAGAAUGCCUCCUAAAUUCAGUGAUGUUGGAACAUUGAAAAGGGGAAAGAGUAAUCUACUGCAGGAUCAGUCCAGGUGUGGAUUGUGUGAGCAGCUUCUUACAGAUCCAGUCUCGAUCACCUGUGGACACAGUUUCUGCAGACUGUGCAUCAACAGAUACUGGGAUGAAACUGAUCAAACUGGAGAUUUCAUCUGUCCCUCCUGCAGAAAGAGAUCUAAAACACGUCCUGCUCUUCAUUCACACACAGAGGAGUCUAUAAAGCACCAAAAAUUAGAGGAUGAUGUUCUUCACAGAGUUUUACAGAAACACAAAACCUGUAUGAAGAACAGGUACGAGAGUUUAUUUGAGGGAAUCAAAACACAAGAGAACAGAACCCUCCUGAACAGGAUUUACACACAGCUCUACAUCAUAGAGGGAGAGAGUGAAGGGGUGAAUGAAGAACAUGAGGUUAUAAAGAUGGAGAAGACUUCAAACAAAUACUUACAGGAAACUCCAAUCAACUGCUUAGACAUCUUUAGAUCUGUAGUAGAUCCUGAAGAAGAAAUGGAAAUAGUGAACAGUACAGCUGUGAUGGUCCAUGACAUCAGACAAAAUGAAAGGAAAGAAGAUAAAGGACCAAAAGAGCUUAGAACUGUGCUGACUAAAGGCAUCGCUGGAAUUGGAAAAACAGUCUCUGUCCAGAAGUUCAUUCUGGACUGGGCAGAGGGAACAGCCAAUCAGGAUGUAGAUUUCAUGUUUGUGCUUCCAUUCCGAGAGCUGAACCUGAUUAAAGAUGAGCAGUACAGUCUUUACACACUUCUCUGCACUUUUCAUCCUGAGCUCAAAGACCUGGACUCUAGGAUUUGUGAUGGACGCAAAGUUGUGUUCAUCUUUGAUGGUCUGGAUGAAAGCAGAAUUCCACUGAAUUUUUCACAGUGUGAGAAAGUGUCUGACAUCACUGUGACAUCAUCAGUGGGUGUGUUAAUGACAAACCUUCUUAAAGGAGAGUUGUUGCCCUCUGCUCACAUCUGGAUUACCUCCCGACCAGCAGCAGCCAAUCAGAUUCCUCCUCAUUAUAUCAACCGUGUGACAGAAAUUCAGGGGUUUAAUGACCCACAGAAGGAGGAGUACUUCAGGAAGAGAAUCAGUGACCAAGACCAAGCCCAGAAAAUCAUCUCCCACAUUAAGACAGCGAGGAGUCUCCACAUCAUGUGCCACAUUCCCGUCUUCUGCUGGAUCUCAGCCACUGUGCUUCAGAGAAUCAUGAAACAGAGUAAUACAGAAAUCCCUAAAACUCUGACUGAGAUGUACUCCCACUUUCUGAUCACUCAGAUCUACAUGAAGAAUGAGAAGUAUGAAGAGAAUCUAAACUGGGAUCCAGUGGAAUUGCUGAAAUCUAACAGAGCCAUGCUUCUGAAACUGGCAGAACUGGCUUUCAAUCAGCUGAUGAAGGGGAACGUGAUGUUCUAUGAAGAGGACCUGAGAGAGUGCGGUAUUGAUCUCACUGAGGCCUCAGUGUAUUCUGGGAUCUGCUCUGAGAUCUUUAGGGAGGAUUGUGUGAUUAAUCAAAGGAAGGUCUACAGCUUUGUACAUCUGAGCUUUCAGGAGUUCCUGGCUGCUUUCUAUGUGUUUCACUGCUACCUGAGCAAGAACAUGAAAACAGUGAGUGUUUUGCUAAAUGUCCCACUGGAUGAGCUCCUGAUAGGAGCAGUGAGCGAAGCCUCAGAAAGUCCAAAUGGACAUCUGGAUCUUUUCCUCCGUUUUCUGCUGGGCAUCUCUCUGGAUUCCAGUCAGAAGAUCCUACAGGGCCUCCUGAUCCACACAGAGAGCACCUCACAGAGCAUCAACAAAACAGUGACAUACAUCAAAGACCUAAUCUCAACAGAAGAUCUUAAUACUGACAGAUCUGUAAACCUGUUCCUCUGUCUGACUGAAAUGAAUGACCAGGAUUUACCCAGAGAGAUUCAGAAAUACAUAAAUUCAGAUAAAACUUCAAAAAAGGAUCUGUCUGCUCUAGAGUGUUUAGCUCUGUCCUACAUGCUGCAGACCUCAGAGGAGGUGCUGGAAGAGCUGGAUCUGAGGAAAUACAGCACAUCAAGAAUUGCUUAUAUGAAACUGUUUCCAGCUGUGAACAACUGCAGAAAGGCUCUACUUGCUGGCUGUGAUCUCACCAUGAAACACUGUGAAACUAUCUGCUGUGCCCUGAAAUCAGAAAGCUCCACCCUGAAAGAGCUGGACCUCAGUAACAAUGACCUGCAGGAUUCAGGAGUAGAGCUGCUCUCUGCUGGACUGAGAAGCUCACACUGUAAACUGGAGACACUCAGACUAGUUAGCUGUAAUCUUGGUCAAAAGACGUGUGCAAAUCUAGCAUCAGUUUUAAACCUGGAAAGCUCCUGCCUGAAAAAUCUGGACCUCAGUUAUAAUGACCUGCAGGAUUCAGGAGUUGAUUUGCUCUGUGCUGGAUUACAGAGUUCACACUGUCAUCUGGAGACACUCAGACUAGCUAGAUGUAAUCUUAAAAAUCUGGGAUCAGUUUUAAACCUUGGAAGCUCCACCCUAAAACAGAUGGACCUCAGUUACAAUGGCCUGCAGGAUUCAGGAUUUGAGCUGCUCUCUGCUGGACUGAAGAGUUCUCAUUGUAAACUGCAGAUUCUCAGACUAGCUGGCUGUGAUCUCACCAUGAAACAGUGUGAAACUAUCUGCUGUAUUCUGAAGUCAGAAAGCUCCACCCUGAAAGUGCUGGACCUCAGUAACAAUGACCUGCAGGAUUCAGGAGUGGAGUUGCUCUUUGAAGGACUACAGAGUUCCCACUGUAUACUGGGUACACUUAGGCUAGCUAUGUGUAAUCUUGGGGUAAAGGCAUGUGGAAAUCUGGCAGCAGUUGUAAAUCUGGAAAGUUCUUGCCUGAAAGAGCUGGACCUCAGUAACAACGACCUGCAGGAUUCAGGAGUGGAGCUGCUCUCUGCUGGACUGAAGAGUUCACACUGUAAAUUGCAGAUUCUCAGGCUAGCUAUGUGUAAUCUUGGGGUAAAGGCAUGUGGAAAUCUGGCAGCAGUUGUAAAUCUGGAAAGUUCCUGCCUAAAAGAGCUGGACCUCAGUAACAACGACCUGCAGGAUUCAGGAGUGGAGCUGCUCUCUGCUGGACUGAAGAGUUCACAUUGUAAACUGCAGAUUCUCAGGCUAGCUAUGUGUAAUCUUGGGGUAAAGGCAUGUGAAAAUCUGGCAUCAGUUGUAAGCCUGGAAAGUUCCUGCCUGAAAGAGCUGGACCUCAGUAACAACAACCUUCAGGAUUCAGGAGUGGAGCUGCUCUCUGCUGGACUGAAGAGUUCACAUUGUGAACUGCAGAUUCUCAGGCUAGCUAUGUGUAAUCUUGGGGUAAAGGCAUGUGAAAAUCUGGCAUCAGUUGUAAACCUGGAAAGUUCCUGCCUGAAAGAGCUGGACCUCAGUAACAACGACCUUCAGGAUUCAGGAGUGGAGCUGCUCUCUCCUGGACUGAAGGGUUCACACUGUGAACUGCAGAUUCUCAGAUUAUCUGGUUGUAUGGUCUCAGAGAAAGGCUGUUCUUCUUUGGCUGCAGCUCUAAGUUCAAAUCCCUCCCACCUGAAGGAACUGGACCUGACCUUCAACCACCCAGGAGAAUCAGGACAACAGCUGUUCUCUGCUAGACUAGAAGAUCCAGGCUACACGGUCAGAAUGGAAUCUGGAGGGGUAAUCAGAAUGAAACCAGGACUUAAGAAAUACGGCUGUGAUUUCACACUGGAUCCAAACACAGUAAACCCUGAGCUCUCUCUGAGUGAGGAGAACAGGAGGGUGGUGAGAGGAGAGAAGCUGCAGGCGUAUCCUGAUCAUCCAGAGAGGUUUGAUUGGUAUCCGCAGGUUCUGAGUAGAGAGGAAGUUACUGGACGCUGUUACUGGGAGGCUGAAUGGAGAGGAGAGAGAGGAGCUGUCAUAGCUCUGAGUUAUAAAACCAUCAGCAGGAAAGGAGGAAGAUCAGACUGUCGGUUUGGACGGAAUAUAAACUCCUGGUGUCUGAGCUGCUCUAAUAAAAGAUACUCUGUUCAUCACAAUAAUAACAGAACUGAACUCCCCCCUCCUCCCUCCGGCUGUAGGAGAGUAGGAGUGUAUGUGGACUGUCCCGCCGGCACUCUGUCCUUCUACAGAGUCUCCACUGAUACACCCUCACACACUCUCACACCCUCACACACACCCUCACACACUCUCACACACUUACACACACCCUCACACACUCUCACACACUUACACACACCCUCACACACUCUCACACACUUACACACACCCUCACACACACCCUCACACACUCUCACACACUUACACACAUUCUACACCACCUUCACUCAGCCCCUCUAUGCAGGGAUUGUGGUUGGUUCUGGCUCCUCAGUGACUCUGAGUAAAAUAGAGUAACCCUGUGUGUAACAGUGUGUGUGUGUGUGUGUGUGUGUGUGUGUGUGUAUGUGUGUAUGUGUGUGUGUGUGUGUGUGUGUGUGUGUGUGUGUGUGUUGGGGAGCUGUAUAAAUCAUUUCUAUUCCAGACUAAAGACUUGAAUCAAACUGAUUCAUCAAUCUACAGUUUAUCACACUGUUUAUGAUUACUGUAAUAAAAUGUAUUUCUUUAUUCCUGUAAUUCAUAUUGUUAUUUUUGUUGAUUAUUUCGUGUCAUUUUAUAAUUUAUAAUCACAGAGCUUCUGUUACUGUUAUACUGUUUACCAUUUGUAUGUGUUUCUUUAUUCCUGUAUUUCAGAUUAUUAUUCUGUUUCUUUUACCUUAUUUUUGAGUUUAUUAUUAUAUAAUAAAUAAAAACAUUAACAUCAA